Messenger RNA from Bombina bombina (fire-bellied toad), 1056 nucleotides. RefSeq names its product immunoglobulin superfamily member 1. The record is from RefSeq and is a predicted model, not a curated record. Gene Ontology annotation, molecular function: transmembrane signaling receptor activity. NCBI's taxonomy places the organism in Eukaryota, Metazoa, Chordata, Amphibia, Anura, Bombinatoridae. The coding region runs from base 91 to 1056 and encodes 321 amino acids. Gene Ontology annotation, biological process: cell surface receptor signaling pathway. The transcript has 7 exons.
CAGAGUGAUUAUACAUACCAUAGGGAACAUCUCGGGUAUAGCUAACUGAACACGGCGAUACAGGCUUGAAGCAUCCGAUUGGCUACGGUCAUGUCUGCAGGAUUCUACAGUACUUUUACCAUUAUUUUCAUCAGUGUUUUACAUGGGGCUCAUGCAGCUUCUGAACGCCCAACAUUUAUCCUUGAACCAGAGAAUCCUGUAUAUAUUGUGGGAGACAGUGUGGCAAUGAGAUGUUUGGCUGAGAAUCCAACUACCAUCAGUAGUUAUGAAUUCUACAAAGAUGGUGCAAAGAUAUCUGAGUACCGUAAUGACAAUAGAAAUCACCUUCUCAGAAUAAAUUCAAUUACAAAACAGAAUGAAGGUUUCUAUUUCUGUAACUAUGUCAGAGCAAACAUAUCUGCGGAGAGUAACUCCGUAAAAUUCAACGUAAUUGAAAGACCCUAUGCACCAUCUCUGAUCGUGGACCCCCCACAAAUGUUCUAUUUUACAGGCCAGUCUGUAACAUUGCGCUGCCUUGUUCGUAAAGAUCGCCAGAUUCUAGGCAUCUUUAUUUAUAAAAAUGGGAUUCAAGUUGAUGAGGCUGAUAAUUUUGGAGUACUGAUAUAUGCAAAUAUCAGAACAAUAAAUGCAGGAAACUUUUCCUGUGCAUACACAUUGUCUGAAUCAAACCUCAUAGUCCAGUCUGCACAAACUAAAGUUACAACUCUGGUGGUAACAGACCCCCUUCCAUCACCAUCACUAAGGUUUUACCCCAACCUUCCCGAGAUUCAAGGCAGAGAGAUAAAGCUUCUGUGUGAGUCUCCUAAACCUUCCACCAUUCGUGGAUAUCGUUUCUACAAAAAUGGAAACGACCUGACCAGAGGAGCAAUGCACCUGGAAAAUGUGUUCAUCAUAACUAAUUACAAUAAUGUCUCAGAAGGCUGUUAUUUUUGUGUGGCCUAUAGAAUAGAACAGGGAAUCGAGAUUCCGUCUGCCGAGAGUAACAGUCUGUUUCUAACAUCAAACGGCCGCUCUCUGCGACACCAUAAAUCUCCACUGCAGUCAUGUGACCACUAA